Chiloscyllium plagiosum (whitespotted bambooshark) is the source of this 1996-nucleotide messenger RNA. The record is from RefSeq and is a predicted model, not a curated record. NCBI's taxonomy places the organism in Eukaryota, Metazoa, Chordata, Chondrichthyes, Orectolobiformes, Hemiscylliidae.
AUGGAGGGAGGCCAUGGAUCAGCCCUGAUCUCACUGAAUGGUGGAUCAGGCUCAAGCGUCAUUGGACCAGCAUUAACCUUCCGACUGCGACACAAUGAUCAAAAUCUGACCAUCGAUGAGGUUGCUGAUAAAGCCAUUGCCAGCAAGACAAAGCUUGAGGCUGAGACUGGUUUGAAGAUUGUGCAGGCUGGUGUGGGUGAGAGGAAUGCGUUCCACUCCCUGCCAAAGCCAGCGAGACACAGCGACACUUUCCGCUUCCUGCUGCUGACCUUUAUCACAGUAGCUUGCAUUGCUGGCAUCCUCAUUGCUGGAGCUGUCAUCAUCUGCCUCAGACAGAAUGCCAAGCAGCGGCAGAAAGAGAAACUGGCUGGACUGGGCCCUGAAGGAGGGACUGACACCUCCCUCGAAUAUCAGGAACUGUGCCGCCAGCACAUGGCAGCUAAAUCAUCCUACUCCCGCACGGAGACGGUGGACACUUCCCGGGUCAGCAGCGUCUCUUCCCAGUUCAGCGACGCUCCCCAGGCCAGCCCCAGCUCCCACAGCAGCACCCCGUCCUGGUGCGAGGAACCCGUCCAGUCCAACAUGGACAUCUCAACCGGUCACAUGAUUCUGGCGUACAUGGAAGACCACCUGAAGAUCAAGGACCGUCUGCACAAGGAGUGGGAGGCCCUGUGUGCCUAUCAGGCUGAACCCAACUCGUGCUCCAUCGGACAGAGUGAGGUUAACAUCAAAAAGAGUCGAAAUCCUGACUUUGUCCCUUAUAACCACAACCGCAUGGUUUUGAAAGCAGAAGCCAACCCGUCCAGGACAGAUUUUAUCAAUGCCAGUCCAAUCAUUGACCACGAUCCCCGAAUGCCAGCCUACAUCGCCACCCAAGGUCCCCUCUCACACACCAUCUCGGAUUUCUGGCAGAUGGUGUGGGAGAAUGGCUGCACCGUCAUCGUCAUGCUCACCCCGUUGUUGGAGGACAGCGUUAAGCUUUGUGAUCGCUACUGGCCAGAUGAAGGCUCUUCUCUCUACCACAUCUACGAGGUCAACCUGGUCUCUGAGCACAUCUGGUGUGAAGAUUUCCUGGUCCGCAGCUUCUAUCUGAAAAACCUGCAAUCUCAGGAGACCCGAACUCUGACCCAGUUUCACUUCCUGAGCUGGCCAGCAGAGGGUAUCCCAUCCUCCACUCGACCACUGUUGGACUUCCGAAGAAAGGUGAACAAGUGUUACAGAGGUCGCUCUUGCCCUAUAAUCGUUCACUGCAGUGAUGGGGCUGGAAGAACUGGAACAUACAUUUUAAUUGAUAUGGUUCUCAACAGAAUGUCCAAAGGUGUGAAGGAGAUCGACAUUGCUGCUACUCUUGAACACAUACGCGAUCAGAGACCUGGCAUGGUGCGCACGAAGGACCAGUUUGAGUUUGCGCUGACUGCUGUAGCAGAGGAAGUGAACGCCAUCCUAAGGGCUCUGCCCCAGUGACCUGCUGCCCGGACCCUCAGUGAAGAACUAGCCAUCAAUCCAGCUUUGUGCUUCAUGCACCCCCUCUCCCACCACACCCCACCUGACAUCCUCCGCAGCCUGUACCGCGUUCGUGUCUUCUGUCACAUGUCCUGUCUUGCUUUGGAAACCGCGACACGCAGUGCAGUGACCCUUCUGGGAGGCACUGCUCCAUACUGACCUGUUCAUAUUGAAGUAGCUACCUAACCAAUGAACAGCAGCAAGAACCUCAGGCAAGGGGCAGCCCACUGAUCACUGACAGGUCCCAAGGAAAGAUGUUCCCCCCCCUUCCACCCACCAACCGUAACAUUAGAGCAGCACAGGAGGCCAUUCAGCCUGACAGCACUGUGCACGUCACAGAAUUAUUACGGUGCCAAAGGAGGCCAUUCAGCCCAUCGUAAUGAACAUUCCCUGGGGUUUGUCUUUCGCAAGGCCCUGCAAGCUCUGAGUGUCUGUGUAUGUAACUGUGUCUGUGUGCCCAUUAGUGUUUGUGUGAGGGGGUUGUGUGUGUGUC